Messenger RNA from Daphnia pulex (common water flea), 952 nucleotides. RefSeq names its product trypsin beta-like. Gene Ontology annotation, biological process: proteolysis. NCBI's taxonomy places the organism in Eukaryota, Metazoa, Arthropoda, Branchiopoda, Diplostraca, Daphniidae. The coding region runs from base 94 to 882 and encodes 262 amino acids. The transcript is spliced from 5 exons. Gene Ontology annotation, molecular function: serine-type endopeptidase activity. The record is from RefSeq and is a predicted model, not a curated record.
UUAAAGUUCAACUAGGACAAAUUCAACCGCUUCAAUAGAUACCAGCUGCUCUGAUUCAAACUUGGAAAGUUUGGUUUUAAAUCGGCCGCCGUCAUGAAACUGACGACUACCAUUCCCAUUUUUCUCUGCUGUCUUCUCCAUAACGCUUUAGCAGGAGAAAAUGAUAUAAAUGACCAAGAGCGAAUUUUAGGAGGAACUAAAGCUAAAGAAGGAGAAUUCCCAUUUAUCGUUUCCAUCACGACAAACGGUGAGCACCUCUGCGCCGGAUUUAUUUACAAUCAGCGAUUUAUCGUCACGACAGUCACAUGCGUCCAAAAUUUGUCACCGUCGCAAGUUUCAGUUGUUGUAGGACAAUUGUCUCUCAUCUCCAGCACCGAGCCGUACGAGCGUCGAUAUCAAGUCGUCAGCAUUAUUCCACACGAGAACUAUGACGCGAAUCUAGGCUUGAAUAAUCUGGCAGUCAUCGAGACAUCUUCGUCAAUGGCAUUCACUGCGGGCCACGUCGACUUCAUCUGCUACAACGAAGAUAACACGACUUUUCCAGAAGCUACUGUCAUGGGCUGGGGCGCUACUCAGGAAGGAGGAUUGCCUUCGAUUGAUUUACUGAAAGCCAGCGUUACUAUAUCGACCGAGUGCGUUGUCUACGGUAGCGAAGAGUAUCAACCCAACUACAUGAUCUGCGCAGGUAGUGAUACUGCCAGUCCUUGUCACUACGACGAAGGGUCGCCGCUAGUUCAAGACAAUAUCGUCGUCGGAGUUGCAUCGAGAAAUACAGGAUGCAAAGAGCUAUUCUUACCGACACUUUAUACUCGACUGUCCUCUUAUUAUGCGUGGUUGAACCGGAAUGCUGGCCAACAACCACCGGCUUGCAGUGCAGCCUAAAUUUAAAAAAAUAACAAUAAAUAAAUAAAUAAGACUGUGUUUUGUAACUAUUCAAAUGUAAAUAAAGCAA